AUGGGGAACCUGGUGAGCCUGUCCCUCUAUCUGCUGCGCACCACGCCUACCACUCCGAGUAGGGGCGCCCAGUAUGCAACUGUACCCCCAUCUCCGGGAGGAGACGCCAGAGGGAAGAGGGCCAACCCGCUUACGGACUUGAUCGAGACAGAGAAGGAGUAUGUAGACCGGCUUGCCGGGAUCAUUCGCAAAGUUGCGGGUGCAUGGUCCGAUCUGGACGCCAUGUUCAGGAGCAUCGAGAGCAUAUACAAGGCGAACCGGUCGUUGCACUCAAAAUUGAAGGACAUAGGGGCGGAUCCGUCAUCACCGAAGGCCUUGGUUGACGACCUUGAGACACCAUACACCGCCUACUGCACGAAAUAUGUCAAGGGAUUCGACACAUGGGACCCGGUACAGAACAACGAUCGCCUGCGCACUACACUCGCUAUAUACUCGGCGACGAACCCACCUCCGCUGCCUCCUUCAUCUCCCUUGCACCCGUCAGAGCCACCAUUGUGGACGCUCGACCAGUUUUAUUAUCGCAAGCUCUACUCGCGCCUACUCAAGGGCACCUCACCAGGACGGAGUGAUCAUCGGCUGCUCUCAUCCGCCAUGGAGAAACUCGCGAAGCUAAUGAAUACCCUAGACGGCCGCCUCGCCAUUGAUGUAGCUUCCGUUUCCGGACGUCCGGAGCCGUCGAACGCACCACCUGAUAGCCAGACAUCACCGCCCCCAAUGCCUUCGACAGUAGCUGCAUUGGAACGACGAUUAUCUUCCGAACGCACGCUCGACAUCUUCACAAUGCAGCCUAGGCAAAUACGCUUGCAGCUAUCCCCUCCGUCCCUGCACUACACGAGGGAAGUGCGGUAUUCAGCGGACGUCGUAGUGCGGUUCACCCCGCGAACUACCGGAACGCCAGUGGUGCAUGAAUUAGGCCACGUCUUCAUCCUUACCGAUCUCUUCGUAUUUGCGGAACGGAUGAAGCCGCGGGAACGCGCGCAGUUCGGACCAGAUGGCCCGGAUAUGUGGUUGGUGUAUCCCCCUCUGGCUGGCAAACACCUCCGCGUAUCUCCUCUGGGCGAUUCAGAAACCGCACUCUCGGUCACUAUCCUGCGGAAGGAGACUUUGACCCUGCAUACCUCGACACCCGCACUGCGUGAUCGGCUAUAUUCGGAGUUCGCAGAGUGCAUUGAUGCUGCAGCCAUCUCGUCAGUGUCGUCAGCGAAGAGUCCGCCUCCAUCAGGGCCACCGGCGCUUCCGUCACCUGGUAGUAGAUCUUCCUCAGGACCUCGGGACCCUAGUAGGCCGCCUUCGGCUGGCAUGCUUCCUGAAAGGCAUAGUGGUGGGGCGAGCCCAUCUAGCGUCAGAACACCUCAGAGCGGCCAAGCAUCACUACCAAGCAGUCCUCCUGCGCAAGGGCCACGGUCGACACUGGGUGAUCCGCCUGCACAACGCCCAGGAGAAUAUCAGCAGCCCGCGCCUCCGUAUCCGACUCGGACCACCUCAAUAUCUUCGCGGCAUUCUAAUGACGGUCCGGGACCCGGCCAACUAUCCAGGCAAACGUCCUUCAACGUCGGGCAAGUUAUACCCUCACAGCACAGCGGCCAACAACCCCCCAUGCCGUCGUUUCGACCGGGGCCCGGUAGACCUCCGCAAGGGUUCGGACCAGGACAGGUUAUGCCGCCGAUGGGCGGACGUCCCCCUGCUGGCUUGCCUCAAGCACCAUACGGUCCUGGACGUGGCGGCAUGCCUCCUCCGGGUGGCCCCCCUUUCCACCCUGGUCAACCGAUGCCGCCUGGUCCAGGCCGGGGCAUGCCACCCGGCCCCGGCGGUAUUGACUCUCCAUAUCGGAACCCAGCGCCCAUGGGUAUGCCACCAGGUCAGGGCCCCCGCCCGCCCUUUGCGCAGCCACAGAAUCGUGCGCCGUCUGAUCCCUCGUUCCAGGGCGGCCUGCGCAAGUCGACAUCGUCGCGGUCCCUCCGAUCACAGCACGAGAUGAUGUCCACGGCGUCGGCACCGCCUAUGCCCCAGUAUCCUGGCGGCCUCCCAUAUCCCAACCGGCCGUUUGGACAGCGCAACGAUUCUACGCCGUCGCUGUAUUCACUGCCGUCACAGCACGGCCCGCCUCAACCGACAUUACUGCCCUCUGAACAAUUGAAGAUGGCUAAGGCUCAAGCGCAAGCUGCAGCUCAGUACGACGACCCUAGUCCUCCGCCAUCCCCUGUGACGGAGGCCCCUCAAGCACUAGGUCCGACUAGCACGAGCAUCACCGCUCAGAUGAAGUGUAAGGUGUUCCUGCAACAACAGCACGCACAAUGGAAGUCCCUCGGCACCGCCAAGCUGAAGCUGUACCGCGAGUCACCAACAAACGUGAAACAGUUGGUCGUGGAGGCGGAUGACAAGAACAAAACCGUGAUCAUCUCGACAAUCGUGCUCGUGGACGGCGUCGAGCGGGUGGGCAAGACAGGCGUGGCGGUGGAGCUCAGCGAUAGAGGACGGCGCUCUGGGAUCGUCUACAUGCUUCAGCUGCGCAACGAAAAGUCCGCUGGAGGGCUCUUCGACAGUCUAAUUGCCGGGUCGGAUAGGUCAGCGGGUAGGGAUGAGCUGACUAGAUUAGGGAGUACUUGGGGGUAA
Fomitopsis serialis is the source of this 2613-nucleotide messenger RNA. RefSeq lists its product as uncharacterized. The transcript has 15 exons. Bases 1 to 2613 code for a protein of 870 amino acids. Gene Ontology annotation, biological process: actin filament polymerization. Gene Ontology annotation, cellular component: actin filament; cytoplasm. Gene Ontology annotation, molecular function: actin binding; microtubule binding; guanyl-nucleotide exchange factor activity. The record is from RefSeq and is a predicted model, not a curated record. NCBI's taxonomy places the organism in Eukaryota, Fungi, Basidiomycota, Agaricomycetes, Polyporales, Fomitopsidaceae.